GAUUGCCACAGCGGUGCAUUUUCUACGGAGUGCAAUGUGAAGUUUGCACAUGACAGCAGCCGGACCCUGCGGUUGGAUGGUUUUACUCGAGUAUAAAAGACGCUAUAAAGAGCCUCUAACAUCAGCUACUGCGGCAGCAGAUGCACUGGGGAGCAGCAAUGGUCAAGUCAGCGAGAACUGCAGUGGAGCCGCACUGAGGCAGAGUAGCCAGCCCCUCUCAUCAGGGGACUCUCCAACUAUCUAAGUGCUAUGGGAAGCUGAGGAGUGGAAAAUCCACUUGCUCACUGAAAGACCUACCAGCUUCCCUGCUCAGCAACUCUUCUCCCCAAAAUGACCGUGAUAGCAGGAGACAACAUGGAUGAGACCUCGGCUGUCCCCGGUCACCCUCAGGACACUUAUCCCCCAGACCACAAUGACCAUGAAUGCUGCGAAAGGGUGGUCAUCAACAUAGCUGGUCUCCGCUUUGAAACCCAGUUGAAAACUCUUUCUCAAUUCCCAGAAACAUUACUUGGAAACCCCAAAAAGCGGAUGCGAUAUUUUGAUCCACUAAGAAAUGAGUACUUCUUUGACAGGAACCGCCCAAGUUUUGACGCCAUCCUCUAUUACUAUCAGUCUGGAGGUCGCCUUAGAAGACCAGUGAAUGUCCCAUUAGACAUGUUCUCAGAAGAAAUCAAAUUUUAUGAACUGGGUGUAGAAGCGAUGGAGAAAUUUCGUGAAGAUGAAGGUUUUAUCAAAGAGGAAGAGCGGCCUUUACCAGAGAAGGAGUUUCAGCGUCAGGUUUGGCUCUUGUUUGAACAUCCUGAAAGCUCAAGCACCGCCAGAGGGAUUGCCAUUGUAUCAGUCAUGGUCAUUCUCAUUUCAAUUGUUAUUUUUUGUUUAGAAACAUUACCACAGCUCAAAGAGGAUCCAAUGGGACGCAUGGAGACUGUGGGGAACACUACAGUUUAUUACAAGCCAAAUAUUCUCACAGACCCCUUCUUUGUCAUUGAGACACUCUGUAUUAUCUGGUUCUCCUUUGAGUUGAUAGUGCGCUUCCUGGCAUGUCCAAGCAAGCCUGCCUUCUUCAAGAACAUGAUGAAUACGAUUGACAUAGUGGCCAUCAUUCCCUACUUUAUUACACUGGGCACUGAGUUGGCUGAAGACCCAGAAAAGGAGAGUGUGGGGGAGCAGGCCACAUCUCUGGCCAUUCUCCGAGUCAUUCGUCUGGUCAGAGUGUUUAGGAUCUUUAAGCUGUCCCGACACUCGAAAGGUCUGCAGAUUUUGGGCCAGACUCUCAAGGCCAGUAUGAGAGAGCUGGGGUUGUUGAUCUUUUUUCUUUUCAUUGGAGUCAUCUUAUUCUCCAGUGCUGUGUAUUUUGCUGAGGCAGAGGAGGAAGGGUCCAUGUUUGGCAGUAUACCAGAUGCCUUUUGGUGGGCUGUUGUGUCUAUGACAACUGUGGGCUAUGGGGACAUGGUCCCUGUUACCAUAGGAGGCAAGAUUGUAGGUUCUUUGUGCGCCAUUGCUGGAGUGUUAACAAUUGCACUACCAGUCCCUGUCAUUGUGUCUAACUUCAACUACUUCUACCACAGAGAAACAGAGGGAGAAGAGCAGGCCCAGCUACUUAAAGUUAGCAACCCCAAUAUCCCUUCUGAAUCUAACUCAAGUCGCCGCAGUUCAUCCACUGUCAGCAAAUCAGAAUACAUGGAGAUUGAUGGAGACAUUAAUAAUAGCAUUGACAACUUUAGGGAGGCAAAUCUAAGAACUGGUAAUUGCACUAUAGCCAACCAAAACUGUGUGAAUAAAAGCAAGCUGCUUACAGACGUUUAGAAAAAGCAUUAAAAAAAAUAUGAGAGCCAAUUAUUAACCUGCCCUGCACUCUGUGGCUCUAGGCCUACACUAUGCUAAACUAUGUAGAAUGGAAGCAGAAAAUCAGCAGUUGUUUAGAUUACAGGUAGAUAGAAUAAUUAAUUCUAGAGAUUCUCCAUUUAUAAAUAAUAAGAAAGCAUAUCCAUCAACAGCGCCAUAGAGGACUCAGAAACAACUUGUACUCUUCUAUCAAACAAGAGAUGAAAUCUUAUGCAUGGAAUCCAUUUCUACAACAUUGUAGCAGAUAAAUCUGCAGAGACACAGAACCAUCUGCAGCCAUCAUGUAUGCACAGGACAUUGCGAUGACGCCUCAUCUUUCCUCACCUUUCCUCACUUUUCCCGACCUUCCAAGAUCAACUACACAGCAAGCACCUUAUAGGAGGAAGACUGGUCUCUCUGUGGAUGUAAUAGACUGAGUUCUACUUGCUUUUUUGGGACAUCUGCAAUGCUGCUGUUUUCAAGCAGAUACCACAAUUAUGAUAUCACCAAGUGAUUCAACGCCAUGCCCUUUUGAUGCAUCACAGCACAAUGAUAAAAGUGAGCUUCCCACAAGCAUGACCAGACUUUCCAUUUUGAUAUUGCCAUGCAUGAAACAUAUUUCACACAAUGGAAAGGAUAUUCCUUUGGAUACCUGCGUCCACUUCUCAUCUCUUUUCAUACAGUAUUGAGUGCACUGGAGUUUUUAUUGAAGUCUGGCUUUACAUGUAAAAUUGAAUGAUAAAUCUUAAGGAAUCAGUACAUAGAUGAGAUCAUAGCAUGACAAAAUAAUCUGCAUUAUGGUCUAUCCACUAAGGUACUUUUGUAUCCUGGUAUAUUUAAUGCAUGACAUGAGUAUACAGCUUGUUGCAGUUCAGGCACUUCAAUGACCCUUUGUCAGGGAAAGGAAACUAAACUACCAUUUCUGAAUUGUGAUUAAUAUAUUUCAACAAAUUCUGAGGAUGCAGAUUGUAGUUUAAAGUAGUCAAGAUACAAUGUAUUAAAUGCAUAUAAUCACAAUAGGCACCAAAUACCAAUAUUAUGUCAAUAGUGCAGUGCAUGAACAUUCUUUAAACAGAAACAUUACAUACAUUUAGUCAUGAAUUAUUGUUGUUUUUUAUUUUGAAUUCUGUGGAGGAGGGUAUUUUCUGAACUUCACAACAGAUUUUUACAUAAGUUGCUAGUGCCUUUAUCCCUUUCACUAACAGGCCCAGUGUAAGUGCCUAUUGUGUAUAUUGGUAGACACUGGUUGAAAAAAGUAAUUUACUGUCUGUUUUAGCGGAUUAAAUAGAUGUUCUAGAGACAGCUGAGAAAGUUUGACAGCAGGUGACUGUGGUCGGACAAGCAUUGAUCCAUGACUAUCAUGCACUUAAUUAAUCCAUGAGGGAGAAGCGUCUUGUACUUGCAUGUUUAUAAAUUAGCAACACAAACAAAUUCUAUUUUAUUUUAUCAAAGCUUUUUACUUUGUUGCUGACAUUGGUGUGUUACUUCAGGGUUUCUACCUCAGUGAGGUUAUUGCAGUCUUGCUGCAGAGAUGCAAGGUUUAGUGCAUGCGCCUUCCUCUCCCAUAAUGCAAAAUUGAACCAAAAGCGUAAACCGCAGUUGUGCAGCAUUGAAUGUGAUCUUCCCAAAACUCAUUUUUUACUCAUAAGGUCUCAUAGCCAUUACCAGUCUCAUUGCUACUUUCACAAAAAGCUUCGCACAAUCAGAGUGUUAAUUAGCAGUGCAGCACAGUUCCCUUUUAGUUAGUUUGUUUUAACACAACCUCUUUGUCUAAUAUGUCAGAGAGCUGUCCUAUGGGCAUUAUUGUG
Molecule: messenger RNA, 3632 nt
Organism: Periophthalmus magnuspinnatus
Lineage: Eukaryota; Metazoa; Chordata; Actinopteri; Gobiiformes; Gobiidae
Product: potassium voltage-gated channel subfamily A member 1-like
Exons: 2
Coding region: 331-1806 (491 amino acids)
Biological process (GO): protein homooligomerization; potassium ion transmembrane transport
Cellular component (GO): neuronal cell body; paranode region of axon; dendrite
Molecular function (GO): protein binding; delayed rectifier potassium channel activity
Source: RefSeq, a predicted model, not a curated record